UUAUAAAAAGCCGACAUCGUACGACUAACAUAGUCAGACAUUCAACAAGUUCGCAGUGAAAACGUUGUGAAUUUUAUUCCUCUCGUCUAAGUUGUUUUUUAUUGAUUUUUGUUUCGGAAUAUUUUUGUUAAUUUUUCAUGCUUAAAACGAUGGCACAAAAAGCAGAUAUUGCCUUAAUUGGACUCGCUGUCAUGGGACAGAACCUGAUUCUCAACAUGGACUCAAAAGGAUUUGUUGUCUGUGCAUUUAAUCGUACCGUUGAUAAGGUCAAGAGCUUCCUCGCCAAUGAAGCCAAAGGAACCAAAAUUAUCGGCGCAACAUCAAUGGAAGACAUGGUCAGCAAAUUGAAGAGUCCACGACGUGUUAUGCUCUUGGUCAAAGCUGGAAGUGCAGUCGAUGACUUUAUUAAGCAACUCACGCCACUUCUUUCAGCCGGUGACAUAAUCAUCGAUGGUGGAAAUUCAGAAUAUCAAGACACAGCCCGUCGUGUUGAAGAAUGUAAGAAGCAUAAGUUGUUAUUCGUUGGAUCAGGUGUUAGUGGUGGUGAAGAAGGUGCACGUUAUGGACCAUCUCUUAUGCCAGGUGGAAAUCCAGAGGCUUGGCCACAUAUUAAGGAUAUCUUCCAGUCCAUCUGUGCAAAGUCUGGAAGUGAUCCAUGUUGUGAAUGGGUUGGUGAAGGCGGCAGUGGUCACUUUGUCAAGAUGGUCCACAAUGGUAUCGAAUACGGUGACAUGCAGCUCAUCUGUGAAGCAUACGAUCUCAUGAAAUCAUUAGGAAUGAGCCAAAAGGAAAUGGCUGAUACAUUCACAGAAUGGAACAAAGGAGAACUUGACUCAUUCCUUAUUGAAAUUACCAGCAAUAUUCUCAACUAUAAAGAUAAGGAUGGAUACUUACUCGAACGUAUUCGUGACACAGCUGGACAAAAAGGAACUGGAAAGUGGACUGCAAUUGCUGCACUUCAAUAUGGCGUUCCAGUCACUCUAAUUGGUGAGGCUGUUUUUGCAAGAUGUUUAUCAGCACUUAAAGAUGAACGUGUUCGUGCCAGUAAGUUGAUCAAAGGACCAGAGGAGAAGCCAAUGGUUCCAAAUAAGGCUGAAUUCCUGAAUCACAUCAAGAAUGCUCUCUACUGCGCUAAAAUUGUCUCAUAUGCUCAAGGAUUCAUGCUUAUGCGUGAAGCAGCUAAAGAUUUUGGCUGGCACUUGAAUUAUGGCGGUAUUGCAUUGAUGUGGCGUGGAGGAUGCAUCAUCCGUAGUGUCUUUUUAGGCAACAUUAAGGAAGCAUUCACAAGAAAUCCACAACUUUCAAAUCUCCUACUCGAUGACUUCUUUAAGGUUGCAAUUGUUAAGAAUCAACACUCAUGGAGACAAGUCGUUGCUAAUGCAACACUUUGGGGAAUUCCAGUUCCAACAAUGUCAGCUGCUCUUGCCUUCUUUGAUGGAUAUCGUUCGGAGAGACUUCCAGCUAAUCUCUUGCAAGCUCAACGUGACUUCUUUGGUGCUCAUACGUACGAAUUAUUGGGACAAGAAGGAAAGUUUGUUCAUACAAACUGGACUGGAACUGGCGGCAAUGUCAGUGCAUCAUCAUACAAUGCUUAAAAACUUUGAUGUUCUUAAUGUGGUAUUAAACUAUUGACUGGAUGGGAAACAAUUUUCCUUUAGAGAUUCUUUUUAUUAUUUUUCGGUGGAUUUAUGACAUUUAUUUUAUUUUUUGGAUUAAAUCAAAUAAAAUUUUUAUGUUUAGAAAAAAUA
This is a messenger RNA of Chironomus riparius, 1748 nucleotides long. Lineage: Eukaryota; Metazoa; Arthropoda; Insecta; Diptera; Chironomidae. The record is from the annotation of a GenBank genome assembly.